Messenger RNA from Plectropomus leopardus (leopard coralgrouper), 2414 nucleotides. Lineage: Eukaryota; Metazoa; Chordata; Actinopteri; Perciformes; Serranidae. The record is from RefSeq and is a predicted model, not a curated record.
AGAGGACUCCAGGCAGUGCGCCCUGCUGGUACAGGGUGGGGGUGUUAUUACCAUUCAUCAACCGGUUCAGACUGGACUGAAGGCCAUAUAAACAAUGUUCCUGGAGAGAAGUAUCCCACACACCUAGCCCCCAUCAUCAGCACACGAGCCCCUAACUUUGAGAUAGAUCAGACACAAGUAUAUUAAGAUGUGUACAUUCAUUUUCAUUAUUCAUUCUGAGUGUCAUUUUGACUUUUUUUCAAAUGCUUUGUAAAGUGCCUCAUACAAAGAACCUCAUUUAGCCCGGAAACCAAGCAGGACCGUAUUCUCUGUCAGUGCUGUAGCAGAUCCCUGAGGGCAGCAGUAACAUCAGCACCAUGGCUCCAUCUACUGAAGUGCUGGACGGAGGCUGGGGAUGGGCGAUCGUUGUGGCCUCCUUCAUGGCCCAGCUUCUCGCCUAUGGGUCACCACAGUCCGUCGGCGUCCUGUACCCCGAGUGGCUGCAUGCCUUCCAGGAGGGCAAGGGCAUGACGGCCUGGGUGGGCUCCCUCGUGGCUGGAGUGGGACUAAUAGCCAGUCCUGUCUGCAGUGCCUGUGUGGACAACUUUGGGGCUCGUCCCGUGACCAUCUUCAGUGGUGUAAUGGUGGCGGGCGGCCUGAUGCUCAGUGCCUUUGCUCCAAAUGUCCAGUUCCUCAUCUUUUCCUAUGGGAUCGUGGUUGGCCUUGGUUGUGGUCUUGUCUACGCAGCCACAUUGACAAUCACCUGUCAAUAUUUUGACAAGAGACGCGGCCUUGCCCUCGGCAUUGUCACCACAGGCACAAGUGUUGGAGCCUUCAUCUACGCCUCCGCCCAGAACGAGCUGAUUGUGCUGUACGGCCUGGACGGCUGCCUGCUCAUCAUCGGAGCUGUAGCACUAAACCUCAUGGCCUGCGCUGGUUUCAUGAGGCCCCUCAACAUGCCAGGGUACUACCUCAAACAGAAGGCCGCCCUGGAGCGCAACACAGAGGAGCAGCUGUUCGAGAAGCCCCCGUUGGAUGAGCUGAAGAUCACCACGGGGUCCAAGUCAACCACUCCGGAGAAAACUCUAACAGUGAAGGAGCUGCUCAUCACCAUCGAUGCAAAGGACUUGGCCGUUCAGACGGAGAAGAAGAAAGGCAGCUUCUUGAAUGGGCUCGCCAUCAUGAAAGUCAUCAAGAAGAAGCAGCAGGCGUACUCCAAGUACAUGCAAUCUAUGUAUGAGAUCCUGCAGGACCAAGCCAUGGUGGCCUUCUGUAUCGCUGUCUUCCUGUUCAGCCUGGGGGCUUUCCCUCCUGUGCUCUUUAUAGAGGAUGUGGCGCAGAGUGAGGGACUCAUUGAAGAAGUUAGUGUCAUUCCUCUGGUAUCAAUAGGGGCCAUUGCCACUUGUGUAGGUAAACUAGUGCUAGGUAUGCUGGUGGACAUCAGGUGGAUUAACGGCAUUUAUCUUUAUGCCUUCACCAUGUUUGCCGGAGGUUUGGCACUGUUGCUUAUCCCCAUCACCAAGAGUUAUCUGGGACUGCAAAUCCUGUCUGUCGUCCUGGGUUUCUUCUCUGGAAACUGGUCCCUCACCUCCUACAUAACUACAAAGAUUGUCGGCUUAGACAGACUGACACAAGCACACGGCAUCCUAAUGUUCUUCGGGGGAUUUGGGAUUAUGCUCGGACCCCCAGUUGUAGGGUGGUUCUUCGACUGGACGCAGUCGUAUGACUUGGCGUUCUACUUCAGCGGGGGCUGUGUGGAGCUGGGAGCGGUCAUUCUCUUUCUGCUCAACCUCCCCUGCUGGAACAGGAAACACUCAGAGAACGACAGACCAGACGUCCAUUACACCAGCAACUGCGACAAAGUUGCCUCUGUAGCCUGAAUAUGAGCAGGACUCAAACUCACCCCUACUGCCCAGCAACUGUCGGCUGAUAAACUCUACCUGAACCACCUCUGGGAGGAAUUUUCUUUGACUUUACAGGAGUUUCCUCCUCAUUUCUGCUGCCAGGUUCUAAUAUACCAAAAUACUUGCCAGAGGUUUUGAAAUACAGGCCUUUUCCUCUGUACCUUGCCUGCAUUUCUCAGGAUCAAACCAUAUACUGCAGAUCUUUUUAAAGGUUUGACUCUGAUGCCUGGGCUGAUUUUUUUUCAUUAUUAUUAUUGCCUCAUUUUACGAGGUCAACUGAACAAUGUUGUUCAACUCCCAAAUUCUACAUUGUGUUUGUGUAAACACUGGUUUUCACUUUACUGUAGCUUUGAAAAAAAGACAUGGUGCCAUCCAUAAUAGAGUGCCCUAGGGAUGACAUUUUUCUGUAGGCUGACCAGGAAGUUAGCUUCGCCCUGGUUCUCUUGUCAAAAAGUCUGUGGGAUUUUUCCAUUGGGUUUUAGAUCAUUGCAGAAAAUAAGCUCUGUGGUAAACAAACGUUUAUGAUAUUUU